Molecule: messenger RNA, 1678 nt
Organism: Sardina pilchardus (European sardine)
Lineage: Eukaryota; Metazoa; Chordata; Actinopteri; Clupeiformes; Clupeidae
Product: microfibril-associated glycoprotein 4-like
Exons: 6
Coding region: 190-990 (266 amino acids)
Biological process (GO): elastic fiber assembly
Source: RefSeq, a predicted model, not a curated record
AUCUCACAAAGACAUCUUGUGUUUGAUAAUCACAAAUAUCCUGACUAUGUACUAAAACCAGUUGUGCUGCUUUCAAUUGGACAAAGUUAGGUAAACGCACGUCCCUCCUGUUAUCAUCUCUGCAUUACAUAAGGGAAGCGGUGAGCCACUGGAUCUGCGACACAAACAAAGUCUUGAAUACCCAGGUUCAUGUAUGAACUUCACAGUGAUCACAGCGUAGGCUACAGCAUCAUGCUUUGCUGGUCCUUUGCUUUGCUGCUUCCCUGGCUGGUGCAGUCUCACCCACUCGAUCAGGACCUCCUGCCUAUCGACUGCGAAGACGUAUUCUUCAACGUAUCGAUUCACAAUGGCGUCUACACCAUCUACCCAGUAGGAAAGGACUCACCCAUGGAGGUGUACUGUCAUAUGGGUUACCGUGAGAACGAAAGCCAUGAAGGGGGGAGGUGGACGGUGAUCCAGAGAAGAAUAAACGGCAAGGUGGACUUCUACAGGAACUGGGAUGAUUACAAGAGGGGCUUUGGAGACAAGAGUGGAGAGUACUGGCUGGGUCUCCAGAACAUUUUUCUGCUCACACAUGGGAUGAAGUAUGAGCUGAGGGUGGACAUGGAGGACUGGGAGGGGGGGACUGUCUAUGCUCUGUACGGCUCCUUCUUUCUAGGACCUGAGUCAGAUGGGUACAGACUACAUGUAUUUGACUUCAUUGAUGGUGGCGCAGGUAAUUCUCUAAUCUACCAUAAUGGGCAGAAGUUCUCCACCUUUGAUAAGGACCAGGAUCCCUACUCCAGGGGCAACUGUGCAGUGACUUUCCGGGGAGGGUUUUGGUAUCACGCUGGCGCUUAUGCCAAUCCCAACGGUGAAUACAAACAUAGGGACCGCCACAACGGAGUCACAGAUGGGGUGUUUUGGAGUGGAUGGAAAGGGCACCGUUAUUCCCAGAGGAAAUUUUCCAUGAAGGUGAGAAGGGUGCCCUUUUCUGAGUCAGUAGACUAGUUACAGUUGUCUCCUGUUUUGGUCAUGACUCAAAAACACUGUGAUUAAAACAGUAUAUGUGACCCUCCACAGCAAAAUCAGUCACAUUGUUCAAAUUUUCAAAAUGAUAGUUUUUAAGUUUUCACGAAAGGGCAUAAUCAACCUUCAAAACGAUACCUAUAUCUAAUGAAUUGAACGUCAUAUUACUGAAAUAUAAACAUUCAAAGGAGUUGAGUUCAUCAAAGGGCACUGUUAUUCACAGAGGAAAUUUUCCAUGAAGGUGAGAAGGGUGCCCUUUUCUGAGUCAGAGGACUAGUUACAGUUGUCUCCUGUUUUGGUCAUGACUCAAAAACACUGCGAUUAAUUAAAACACUAUAUAUAAAUGGAUAUCAGACGAUUGUUGCAUGGACUGACAUUGUUACAAACAGAUUACUUAUUCGACAAGAUUGAAAUUGAAAUUAAACAUCAAAAUGUCUUGAAAACCUUUUAUUAAAACUACACUAAUUUGAAUGCACUUGAACGUGUUCACACUUUUAUGACAGAUAAUGAGUAUAUAAUUUAAUUUCUGUAUAAUGUUUUAUGUUCUGAUUGAAGGCCAAUUAUGUAUUUACUGUAAAUAACUUGUAAUUGAGGGUAAUUUAGAGAGUCCUUUCAAUGAUCUGUAAGUCUCAUUAUUUUAAAUAAAGCAGCUAAACAUAUAACAAUUAAA